AUGAAGAAAACUUUUCAGCUGACAAUUUUCUCUCUGGUUUUGUGUUGUAUACUUGGAGAGAUUUCUGCACAGAAAGAAGCAGAGUCUCUUAGAACCUGGAUAUACAGUUUGAACUCUCCCUUGUCACCUUCAUGGAACAAGAGCAAUAAUCCAUGCAAAUGGACUGGCAUUACUUGUAACAAAGAAGGAAGUGUUGUUGAGAUAAAGCUUCCCAAUGCAGGCUUAGAUGGAACACUUAACAGGUUUGACUUCUCAGCCUUUUCUAACCUCACCAACUUCAAUGUAAGUUUGAAUAACCUGGUUGGAGAGAUACCAUCUGGAAUUGGAAAUGCAACAAAGCUGAAAAUACUUGAUUUGAGUAGCAACAAUUUCACCUUUCCAAUCCCCUCAGAAAUAGGAAACCUCCAACAGCUUCAAGUUCUUAGUCUCGAUAAUAAUUCCCUCUUAAAUCAAAUACCAGUUCAACUGAGCAAUUUGCAGAAUCUAUGGUUCCUUGAUCUAGGGGCUAAUUAUUUGGAGAAUCCUGACCCAGUUCAGUUUAAGGGCAUGGCAUCCUUAACUGAACUCAAUCUCAAUUUUAACUAUCUCACAGAGGUUCCCCCAUUUGUGUCUAAAUGUCCUAAGCUUGUGUCUCUUGAUUUAUCACUCAACAACAUCACUGGGCAGAUUCCAGUACACUUACUAGCAAGUCUCAGGAAUUUGAAAAUCCUAGACAUGAAAGCAAACAACUUAGAAGGGCUAAUUCCAGCAGAAAUUAAGAACCUUUCAAACAUCAAGCACCUUAAGCUUGGACAAAACAAGCUUAAUGGUACUAUACCAAAGGAGAUUGGUCUCUUGUCAAACCUUGAGGUGCUUGAAUUGAAUCAAAAUGUCUUCCAAGGUCCAAUACCAUCAUCAAUUGGUAAUCUCCGAAAGCUUCGGAGAUUGGAUCUUCACAAGUCAGGACUAAAUUCCAGUAUCCCAGCUGAGAUAGGCUUCUGCACCAACCUUACUUAUCUUGAUAUGUCAGGAAAUAGCUUCACAGGUUCCUUGCCUAAUUCCAUGGCUUCAUUAACAAGGAUUAGAGAGUUGGCAAUAUCUUUUAACCAUUUAUCUGGAGAACUUCAUCCAUCUCUUCUUUCCAGUUGGCCAGAACUCAUUUCUUUGCAACUCCAGUUGAAUGAACUAUCAGGAAGACUUCCACCUGAGAUUGGUUCACUUCACAAUAUAACUAUCUUGCUCCUUUUUUCCAACCAGUUUUCUGGCCAGAUACCUUCAGAAAUUGGAAACUUAUCGAGCUUACAAUAUCUUGAUCUGUCCUACAACUCUUAUAAGGGUUCAAUCCCACCGACCAUUGGAAAGUUACACAAUCUCAUAAACUUAAAUCUGGCCUCAAACCAACUAAGUGGAGCCUUUCCUCCUGAAAUAUGUGAUUUGGAAAGCUUACAGGCACUGGACUUGAGUGGAAACAAGCUUGCAGGACCUUUGCCUUCAUCAAUAAUCCGUUUGAAAAAUAUCAAUCUACUUUAUCUUCAUGCCAACAAUUUCUCAGGAACUAUUCCUGAAGAUUUUGGACCUGCCUUUUUAAGCAAUGUUAGUUUUGCCAACAAUAGCUUCUCCGGAAAGCUCCCGCCAGGAAUAUGCAGUGGCGGAAAUCUUAUCUACUUGGCAGCCAGUAUGAAUAAUCUAACAGGUCCAAUCCCAGAAAGUCUGAGAAACUGCACCGGACUAAUCAGAGUGGUGCUUGGAAACAAUCUUCUCAGUGGAGACAUUACUGAUGCAUUUGGUAUAUAUCCACACCUGGACUUCAUUGAUUUAGCACACAACCAUCUCUAUGGUUUGUUAUCAAGUAACUGGGGAGAGUGCAAAACUCUCUCAAGUUUCAGCAUAGCUUCCAAUAAGCUACAGGGAAACAUUCCUCCAAAGCUUGGAAAAUUGCUAAGGAUGCAAAAUCUUGACCUGUCCGAAAACAAUCUCACAGGAAGUAUCCCAGAGAAGCUUUUUAGUUCAUCUUCUAAACUACUCAAGCUAAAUUUGAGAAAAAAUGAUCUCUGGGGUCAGAUACCAACAGAGAUAGGAGAACUGUCACAACUGCAGCAUCUGGAUUUAUCAGCAAACAAUCUGAGUGGUCCAAUUCCAAAAGAACUAGGAAACUGCCAGAAACUUAUAUUCUUGAAACUAAGUAUGAACAACUUAGAUGGACACAUGCCACAUGAGCUUGGGAAUUUGGUGAACUUGCAGCCACUGUUAGAUCUCAGUCAUAACUCACUAACCGGUCAGAUAAUCACACAGCUGGAAAAUUUGAUAUCACUGGAGGUUCUGAAUCUUUCUCAUAAUCAGUUUUCUGGGACAAUACCUUCUGGUCUCAAAGGACUAAUCAGCCUUCAGUCAAUUGAUAUAUCCUACAACAAACUUGAAGGUCUCCUCCCAGACCAAGAAGCUUUUCAUAAUGCUCCAGCAGAAGCACUGGUUGGCAAUGCAGGUCUAUGUGCUGGUCCUGAUGGCAAUGCAAAUCUGAACCCAUGUGGUGGAGGAAAAACCAAUAAAGAUGAUAAACAUAAGCUAAUAAUUGUUGUAGUCAUUCCACUUGCUGCCUUAAUCAUUCUAUUGGUUUCCCUUCGAGUCUUCGUUUUUCGGCAUCAUCAUAGAGUUGAUCAAGAUGAAAAGGACAAGAGUUCAAACACAAAGGACUUAUUCUUUAUAUGGAACUACAAGAAUACAAUAGAGUUCAAGGAUAUAUGUGCUGCAGCUGAGAAUUUCAGUGAUGAGUAUUGCAUAGGGAUAGGAGGACAGGGCAGUGUCUACAAGGCAAUGCUUCCAACAGGUGAGACUUUUGCGGUGAAACGUCUUCACCAACAUGAAGAAAUGGACUUACCUGCAUACCAAACAAAGAAUUUCAGGUCUGAAAUUCUUGCAAUGACUAACAUUCGUCAUCGAAAUAUUGUAAAACUGUGUGGCUUUAGUUACUUGCAUGGAUCCAUGUUUUUCAUAUAUGAGUACGUAGAAAGAGGCUCUUUGGCAAAGGUGUUGCAGAAGGAUCAGGAGGCAAAGACCUUGACCUGGGACAUAAGGUUAAACAUGAUAAAAGGGUUGGCAAAUGCAUUGUCUUACCUGCAUCAUGACUGCAUACCCAUAAUUGUUCACCGUGACAUUUCAGGAAACAAUAUUCUGUUGGACUCGGAAUAUGAGCCUAAGAUAUCUGACUUUGGUACAGCGAGGUUGCUUAAAACUGGAGAAUCAAAUUGGACAGCACCAGCUGGUUCAUGUGGCUACAUGGCACCAGAGCUUGCAUUGUCAAUGAAGGUGACAGAAAAAUGUGAUGUUUACAGUUUUGGGAUUGUUGCAUUAGAAAUUCUGGUAGGGAGGUACCCUCAUGAGCUCCUUUUGUGUCUAGAGUCUGGGGAAUUUAAUCAAAACUUUUUAGAUUUCCUAGAUAAGAGGCUGACUCCUCCUGAAGGUACUGCAGCUCAACUCCUAAUGUUUGUAGCAAGCCUGAUGCUGAAAUGUAUUGAUAAGAAUCCUUUGUGUCGACCCACCAUGCAUCAUGUGUCCCAAGGGUUGCUCACACUCCCUGUCCCUAGCUUUCAACAUGACCACACUGCACAAUCAUCUACCCAACAAAUAGACUGUGAGAUUGAGAUGUCAACUACACUUUAGCUUACAAUGUUUGUACUUUGUAGAUGUUAUAGCUCUUGUAGACA
This is a messenger RNA of Cajanus cajan (pigeon pea), 3680 nucleotides long. RefSeq lists its product as uncharacterized. The record is from RefSeq and is a predicted model, not a curated record. Gene Ontology annotation, biological process: protein phosphorylation. Gene Ontology annotation, molecular function: protein kinase activity; protein binding; ATP binding. Lineage: Eukaryota; Viridiplantae; Streptophyta; Magnoliopsida; Fabales; Fabaceae.